UACGUUGCCUAGCAACAACCAUUACCGUAUAGCCCGUCUCGGAGGCAAUCUACUGCGCACCGUCCUACCCCCUAAUCCUCUGUCAUAACCACAUUUUCCUGCUCAAAAGCUUCAAGGAUCGUGUCAGCCUUUCGCUUCAGAAAAAGAAGGAUCGUCAUUCCAGGCCCCAUCAUCAUGCAGGCAGCCGCCGCCACGGCGCCCGCCCCGCCGCCGCGCCGCCGGGUGUACACGGCCCUGGACCCGCGGUGCGAGUGGACGAGCACGGAGGAAGCCGACACGCUCGCCGUCGACGUGUCAGGGUUCAGGAAGGAGGAGCUGAGGGUCCUGUACAUCACCCGCCGGAAGCUGAAGGUCACCGGCGAGCGCCAGGUCGGCGGCGCCCAAUGGGCGCGCUUCCUCAAGGUGUUCCCGGUCCCCAGGAGCUGCGACGCCAGCGCCAUCCAGGCGAAGAUGAACAUAGAGAGCGCCCGGCUCUUCGUCAUCCUGCCCAAGGGAUCUGCAGCGGCGGCGGCGGCGUCCAAGGACAAGCACAAAGAGCACCGGCCUGGGAGAUCCCAGACUCUUGGGGAGCUGAUGAGGCCGAGCAAUGCGGAUGACACAUCAGGUAGCAGCAGUGGCAGCAUGUGGAGCGCCCAAGAAGGUCCAGGGAAGGGCAAGGUUGAAGACAAGGAACGUAGACAAGAUCAGGCUGCGGAGGAACCGAGACAAGAUCAGGAGAUGUCCAUACAAGAUUUGCCAAGAAGUGACGGCGAUGCAAAUGAAACUGCCACCAGGAACAAUGACGAUGAUGAUGAUGGCAAGGGUGAGAGCAAGAGAUGGUGGAAGAAGAUCAGAGUUCUCCAUGUUCUUGGCUUCGUUCUCGUCCUUGCAUUGGUGGGUGUUGGUGCCACUAUCCUGUAUAUAGUGUUGAUGUGAAGAGCGUGUAACAGUUGUGUGUUCAAAUGUAUCAUGUGCAAACGCAACAUGGAAAUCCUCCUACAAAGGAAAACCGAAAGAUGGCAGGUAGCUGGUGAUGCAAUUUGAGGACUGCAUAUUUCAUUUCUGUUUAUACCCAAAGCUCAUGCCUGAAAACAGCCUAAAAGAAAAGACACACCAAACAUAGAAUACAACUAUAACAGCAUACCAUACCAAUGAGACUAACCUAACCAUGGAACAGGGAUGAGACCCAAAUUAUUCAAAAACAAUUGGCCCUGUUGGCUUUGUGAUCAACAAACCGUGGAGCUAACAAACAACUCAUUUCGCGCUGGCAAGCUGGGUGCGGAUGAGCUUGGUUGCAGAAACCAUGUUGGUCAGGGCGGGCUUCACCUCUGUGUACUUGCGGGUCUUGAGACCACAGUCAGGGUUCACCCAUAGGAUGUUGGUGUCAAGCACGGCAAGCAUCUUGUUAAUACGGUCAGCGAUCUCCUCGGUAGAUGGGAUCCUGGGAGAGUGGAUG
Panicum virgatum (switchgrass) is the source of this 1435-nucleotide messenger RNA. Its product is annotated as inactive protein RESTRICTED TEV MOVEMENT 2-like. The transcript is spliced from 2 exons. Bases 175 to 915 code for a protein of 246 amino acids. The record is from RefSeq and is a predicted model, not a curated record. Lineage: Eukaryota; Viridiplantae; Streptophyta; Magnoliopsida; Poales; Poaceae.